UUUAAUCGGAGCGGUCGCCUAACAGAAACAGGAGCGCGACGAUUUGGCGCAAGCUCGCCCUUGACAUCAAUCAGAGAUAUCACCGGCGCCAAGGGCUGAAUCAGCUGCCGAGAGCAGCAAUCUGACGUGCACACAUCAUAGGGAGGUAACAGUGCCGGCUACAGACCGAUCAGCGGCAGCAUGAGCUCUCCAAAGCGACGGAUAGAGACGGAUGUGAUGAAAAUGCUCAUGUCCGACUACGAAGUCACUCUCGUCAACGAUAACAUGCAAGAGUUCUUUGUGCGCUUCUAUGGCCCAACAGAAACGCCUUUUGCUGGCGGAGUGUGGAAGAUCCAUGUCGAAUUACCGGACCAGUACCCGUACAAAUCGCCUUCGAUAGGCUUCAUCAACAAAAUCUUCCAUCCCAACAUCGACGAGCUCUCGGGCUCAGUUUGCUUAGACGUCAUCAAUCAGACUUGGUCGCCCAUGUUUGACAUGAUCAACAUUUUCGAGGUCUUUCUGCCGCAACUGCUGCGAUACCCGAAUCCGAGCGACCCCUUGAACGGUGAAGCUGCCGCGCUCCUGAUGCGCGAGCCAAAGACCUAUGAAGCCAAAGUGAAAGAUUACGUACAGCGGUUCGCGACAAAGGAAGCCGCAGACGAGGCAGGCUCGGAGGACGAAGAAGAGGAUGAGGAGGAGGACAUGAGCGAUCAGGAUAGCUACAGCUCAGAGCCAGAAGAAGCGGCGGGCGAGAUGGAGCUAUAGCCUCACCCCCCUCAUCCACGCGCUGCACGUCCGUCCAUCAUCGCAACCUCGCAUUCGCUCCCCUGUUGCUCGCCGUACAUUGUAGAUUGUAUGCAAGUCAGGAAACCCACCAAAUGCAGAAAAAGCUAUGGCUGCAUGAGAGGUAAAGACAGUAAGGUAGG
Molecule: messenger RNA, 905 nt
Organism: Mixia osmundae IAM 14324
Lineage: Eukaryota; Fungi; Basidiomycota; Mixiomycetes; Mixiales; Mixiaceae
Exons: 6
Coding region: 181-744 (187 amino acids)
Biological process (GO): ubiquitin-dependent protein catabolic process; protein polyubiquitination
Cellular component (GO): nucleus
Molecular function (GO): ubiquitin conjugating enzyme activity
Source: RefSeq, a predicted model, not a curated record